Solea solea (common sole) is the source of this 1342-nucleotide messenger RNA. RefSeq names its product translocase of inner mitochondrial membrane 13 homolog (yeast) (gene timm13). Lineage: Eukaryota; Metazoa; Chordata; Actinopteri; Pleuronectiformes; Soleidae. The record is from RefSeq and is a predicted model, not a curated record. Bases 114 to 401 code for a protein of 95 amino acids. The transcript is spliced from 3 exons.
GCCGCCGUCAAGGGCAUUGAAAACUGCAUUAACGUUAGCGUAGCUGCAACUCUCCACACGUGUUUUCUGUCAGUCCCUUAAAGUUCUCAUUCUCAGUAUCGACAUCGGUGGAGAUGGACGGGUUCGGUUCAGACUUCUCAGCGGGAGCAUCCGGCGGUAAAAUGGACCCCGGCACCAUCAUGGAGCAAGUGAAGGUGCAGAUCGCGGUAGCUAACGCUCAGGAGCUGCUGCAGAGAAUGACAGAUAAAUGCUUCAAGAAGUGUAUAGGUAAACCUGGAAGUACACUGGACAACUCUGAGCAGAAAUGUAUUGCCAUGUGUAUGGACCGGUAUAUGGACGCCUGGAACACCGUGUCCCGAACAUACAACUCCAGAUUACAGAAGGAAAGGGCUCACAUGUGAACAUCCAUGCCCUUCUUGAGACCAUUGCUGACACAGAAGGAGCACCUUCCACCAUCAGAGGUCAUGAGCAUCAUACCUCAGACAGGCGGGGAGAGCCUGUGGACUCUAGCCAUAACACUGUCUUUGUGAACAUUUUCAUUCUGCUCUGAGGAACAGCUCACAAUCCAAGAUUGACUAAUUAUGUUUUUAUGUUAACGAUCAUUUAAUUUCCUGGUUGAUAUGUUAAAAAAACAACACUUUUUUUUUUACAGCGUUGUGAUAUGUCCAUGCUGUGAAAGCAAACUGCAGCACCAUGGCAUUUGUUUUUUGGUAUAUUUAUAACAUAAUAUGUUCAGUACAGUCAGACUUCAACAUAAACAUGUCAUUCAGUUUCAUAUAUUCCUGCCAUAAAGGUUGAUUUGAAUUGUUUUGGUCGCAACAGUUUAACCUUAAAACACAAUCAGCAGUGUGCCACCAUUUAUUUUCUAUUCCUAAUGACAUUCUGCUCUGAAAAACACUCUGUGAGAAUAAGCAACAACACAACUGGCUUUUUUCUACACAUGCUGCUACUCUGAAAGACCUACUUAAAAUCAGCAGGGAGAACUGAGGAACACAUUGGUGUUUUCACAACCAUGAACCUGACAUUCACAAGCUUCUUAACAGUCUGCUAUCACAGUACGCCUGGAGAACAAAACAGUUUUGUCUGACCUGUUUUCUAGUUGUCACUCUAUAUGCUGCCCUCCACAGUAGUGGGCUUGUUUGAGCAGGGUCUGCCUUGCUGUAGAUGGGGUACUGAACCAUUCCUAGUUUUUUGUGUGCAGUUCAUGGGCUGUCUGGAAACCAGAAUCUUUUUUUCCCCCUCUAUCUUGCUGAGUUUGUGUCUGGAAGUAAGACCCAGACAAGCAUGUGAGCAAUAUUUGAAAUAUAACGAUUAUCAGGAGAAUAAAGCUCAUCAAACAGGU